Molecule: messenger RNA, 2191 nt
Organism: Lagopus leucura (white-tailed ptarmigan)
Lineage: Eukaryota; Metazoa; Chordata; Aves; Galliformes; Phasianidae
Gene: CASP6
Product: caspase 6
Exons: 8
Coding region: 36-947 (303 amino acids)
Biological process (GO): apoptotic process; proteolysis
Cellular component (GO): cytoplasm
Source: RefSeq, a predicted model, not a curated record
CCGGUACAAGGCGGGCGCGGAGCCGGGCUCUCGACAUGUCGGGCGCGGAGCGGCGGCGGGCGGCAGGCCGUGUCCAGUUGGACAGCAAACCUACACCAACCACCACAGAUGGAAAUCAGAACAUCACAGAAGUGGAUGCAUUUGAUAUAAGACAAACGUUUGACCCUGCAGAGCAGUACAAAAUGAACCAUCAGAGAAGAGGAGUUGCGUUAAUCUUCAAUCACGAGCACUUUUUUUGGCAUUUAAGGCUGCCAGAUAGACGUGGGACUUUGGCAGACAGAAACAAUCUGAAACGCAGUUUGACAGACCUUGGAUUUGAAGUCAGAAUUUUUGACGAUCUGAAAGCAGAAGAUGUGCUCCAGAACGUUUAUGAAGCCUCUCUGGAUGACUACAGCAAUGCUGACUGCUUUGUUUGUGUGUUCUUGAGUCAUGGUGAGAAUGAUCAUGUCUACGCAUAUGAUGCCCAAAUCAAAAUUGAGACGAUCACAAACAUGUUCAGAGGAGAUAAGUGCCAGAGUCUGGUAGGAAAGCCGAAGAUAUUUAUAAUUCAGGCAUGUCGAGGUGAUAAACAUGAUGACCCAGUUCUCGUUCAGGAUUUAGUAGACAGCAAAGAUGAAACCACUAUUAACCAGACUGAAGUGGAUGCAGCUGGUGUCUAUACCCUGCCGGCUGGUGCAGACUUUAUUAUGUGCUAUUCUGUGGCACAAGGUUACUUUUCUCACCGUGAAACUGUAAAUGGCUCCUGGUACAUUCAAGAUUUGUGUGAGGCUCUCAGGAAGCACGGCUCUUCCUUGGAGUUCACAGAACUCCUUACUGUCGUUAACCGAAAAGUUUCUCAUCGCAAAGUGGAUAUGUGCAGAGAUAUAAAUGCUAUAGGAAAAAAACAGAUUCCUUGUUUUGCUUCAAUGUUGACGAAAAAAUUGUAUUUCCACCCAAAAUCUAAGUAGGUUGCUACUUAAUAAUGACAUUCUUUAAUGCUCACUGCAGAAGUGAGAAAACUACCAUCUUAGAUCAAGAGAUUUAACACUCUAAGAUUAUAUACAAAAACACUGGGAUCAAACCUUAUAGUUUGUAUACGCAAUAGUUUCAAAAAUCUUAAGGCAAAUUUAAAGCUAAUAUUGCAGCUCUGUUCAUCUCAGGGAAUUUGGAAGAAGUUUACUGGUGCUAGAUUAGUAACAGGUGCUCAGAUUUUAUUGAAAUUAACUUUUAAGGAAAAAGAAAAAUUUUUGCUCAAUUUAUCUGUUCAGUUAUGGCACACUUUUUACUAUUUCCAAAACUUUUUUAACACUGUAUUAGGUUAGCUUCUCUUGCUCCAAGAGUAUGGUUUACAGGAAAUAUACUUGUAAGGCAUCUUUUUAUAUCUGUGUACAACAGUAUCCACCAUCUAAUUUUUAUGCAUUUAUUGAGGGUGGGUGGUUUUUUUCCUCUCAACACUGAAAACAUACUUAAUUCCUUGAGUACAGUUAUAGUUCUAAUGCACAUAAAGGACUUCUUGUGCUGGCGCAUAAUUUUCAUUUGUGGUACAAUUAAAGCUUAUGGUGCUUUGCAUCCUCGGAGGGAAAGAAAGCAGUAGUGAAAUAAGGCAGCAAAUAUCUUGCUUUGGAAAAGCAUGAUUUUGGGUACAAACACGCUCUUUGACAGGGGUAAGCUUAUCUGCUACACAUCACUAAAGCAAAUGAUUUAUAUGGUUCAAGUUCACUUGCCACUCUUGUAGGUAUCUUUAGGCAGCUCUGCAAUAUACAACAUAAACCUUGGCACUUCAGAGGUAUUGGUGUUGGACCAGACUCUGCCUCCUCUGGGCUCCAGAGAUCAGCUGUGCACUGUCAUUUUGUAUACAGAACUGAUAGUAUACUUGUCAUCAUAGGAUGUUUCAGGUUGCUACUACUGUAGCAUUAGCAAUUGCAAUACUUAAUAGAAACAAUUUUUUAAAAAAUCAGUUUUUACAUUAUUGGUACAUAAUGCUUAACUCUGGUAGACAGUGGAGAACUCACACUAAGGAAAGUUAAUACACUUUUCUGGGUAAAAAAUAAUUGACUUACAGGCUCUACUUUAGUUAUAUCCUUUCAUAUAUUGUGUUCUGAGUCACGGAUAUUAAGUCUUAAUAUGGCUACUUUGAAGCUUUGAGUAAAUCAUGUAUUUGUGAAUGUUUUUGUAAGUUCUUUCAAUAAAAUGCAACAAUUUUACAGUAAAA